CUUCCUGGAAACUAAGACCGUUGUGGAAUCGGUAUUUGAUGCUUCCCUCCUUAUUUCUCUUGGCUGAACCGGAAUUUGUAGCAUCGGAUUCAUAGACCAUGGAGACCACCGGCAUCGUUUACAGGAGAGUUCCAAGGUUGGCGGGGAUUAGGGUUGAUUUUGGUGGUCGGUUUUCCAGGGAAUUGAAUCUUGGUGUUGGAGAUUCCAGGGUUUCUGUUAGGCCCAGGAAUUCUUUCGGGAAAUUGAGUUGUCAGUUUUCUGAUUCAGGGCAUAUCCAGUAUUAUGUAUCGCCAAGGGCUGGUGCUGCCAAGAAGAAAGAGAAGGAAAAGAGCGGUGAGAUUAAAAGAGUCAAGACGAAGUUGAAGUUUAUUAAGAGAUUGUCCAAAGACUUGUCUAUGCUUCCUCGGAUGGCUGAUGGAGAGGAUAUUGGCAUUGGAUUGAUGGGUGAAGUUAAGACGACGAUGAUUUCUGAAGCAAGCGAUGUUUUACUGGCACAACUGCAACAGUUGAGAUCAGAACAAAUAGAGUUGAAGGGAAAAUUGAAAGAGGAACGAGCCCGGCUCAAAGCCACUCUGGAGAAAUCAGAAUCAUCAUCUUCCUCCUCUGAGUCAAGUGACAGCGAAUGUGGGAAGGUAGUUGACAUGAAAAGGCUGAGAAGCAAUGUUUUGAAACCAUUACAAGACAUAGAAGCACCGAGUGACAGUGCUUUGAAACGAACAGAAGACAUGGAAGCAGCACCGACGGCGACUGAGGAAGGAACAUUAGCUAACUCAGUUAUGGAACUAGGAAACAAGCAUCAAGCACCAGCAGACAUGGAAGCACCAAUGGUAACAGAGGAAGCAACAUUAGCUAGCUCACUCAUGGAACUGGAAAACUCAGAUUCAAGCCCCCAAAUUCGGAUACAAGAACCUUGCUCUGGAUUUGGUAGUGAAUGUUGUAGUUCAAAUGGCUUCAAGGAUGAUAUAAGUAACAGAAUUGUGGAAGGAGCAUCGACCAAGAAGAUUGAAAUUUGCAUGGGUGGCAAGUGUAGGAAGCUGGGAGCUGCUGCCUUGUUAGAAGAAUUUGAGAGGAAGGUUGGUGCAGAGGGCAGUGUUGUUGGGUGCAAAUGCAUGGGGAAGUGCAAGACCGCUCCAAAUGUAAGGGUCUGUAACUCUCCGAGUGGAAUUGAAGCAAGAAGCAAUCAAGACUCAAUCAGAAUUGGGAUUAACCCUACAUGCACUGGUGUUGGAUUGCUAGACGUGGAUCUGAUUGUUGCAAAUCUUUUAGGCAAAGACAUUGAUGAUGAAUGCCUAAUGCUCUCUCCUUGAGUCUUUGGUCAUUUUGCUUUCUCCUUUUAUAGGAGUCACAUAUUUGAGUGAAAGUGUUUGAAUAGGGGAUAGAGUGUCUGUGAUAUUGGCAUAGAAGUAACGCCCCUGUUUCUAGGCUUUAGCUGAUAAUGUACAUAUAAAUGUUUUAUUUUUCAUUUUUAAGGGAAAUAUUGAUGCACCAAGCAUCCAAAAUUUUCCAAAACGUCAGUCUAUCGAGAUUGGUGCCAAAUUUCAUAUUUAGCCUUC
Molecule: messenger RNA, 1553 nt
Organism: Theobroma umbraticum
Lineage: Eukaryota; Viridiplantae; Streptophyta; Magnoliopsida; Malvales; Malvaceae
Gene: DGAT3
Product: diacylglycerol acyltransferase
Source: RefSeq, a predicted model, not a curated record